GAACAACACUAAUAACAAGAUUAGCAACUCUUUAUCAAAGCUCAAAUCUUUUUUAAUUUAAUUGAACCAAUUCACUUUUUUCCUCUAUAUCUUUCUGAUGAAAAAACAGUGCCAAAACCCAUAAAAACCUAGAAACUUCUUUUCUUUAUUUACAGAGAUUCUAGUCAUAAUCCUUCAAAUUUUUAUGGGGUUUCAUUUGGGUUUUUGAUCAAUUACAAAACCCAGUAAGGAUUUUCUUAAUCCUCUUCAUUAAUUCAGUUAAUUUCUUUGUUUUUUUAAGUUCUGUUUGCUCUGUUUUUUUUGCUGUUUUUUUCCUUUCUGCAAUUCAGCUUAGUUAGUGAAUUUUUAUAAUUAAGUUUCUCUAGAUCAAGUUUGAUUCUUUAUGAGAUUUAGUUUUGGAUAAUUGAAAUUUAUUUAACCUUUUUUACUUUGAUUGAUUAUUUGGGUAACCAAUGUAUGAAGAUGAUGGAUCAUCAUCAGUAACAUCAUCACCUUUACAAUUUUUUUCUAUGAUGUCUCUGUCACCUGGUGUGGGAUCACCAUAUCCAUGGCUUAGAGAGCUAAAAUCUGAGGAGAGAGGAUUAUAUUUGAUUCAUUUAUUGCUCACUUGUGGAAACCAUGUAGCUUCUGGUAGUCUUGAGAAUGCAGAGAUUGCUCUGGGCCAGAUUUCUCAGCUAGCCUCUGCUGAAGGUGAUACUAUGCAGAGAAUCGCUGCAUAUUUUACGGAGGCGCUUGCUAAUCGGAUCAUUAGAGCCUGGCCUGGUGUUCAUAGGGCUCUUAAUGCUACUAACAUAAUUUUGGUUUCUGAGGAAAUGAUGGUUCGGAAGUUGUUUUUCGAGAUGUUUCCAUUUUUGAAAGUCGGGUUUGUUCUGACGAAUCAAGCUAUAAUUGAAGCUAUGGAAGAGGAGAAGAUGGUUCAUAUUAUUGAUCUGAAUGCAGCUGAGCCUGCUCAGUGGCUUGCGCUUCUUCAAGCUUUAAGUGUGCGGCCGGAAGGGCCGCCGCAUUUGAGGAUUACUGGUAUCCAUCAACAAAAGGAGGUUCUUGAUCAGAUGGCUCAUAAAUUGAUCGAAGAAGCGGAAAAGUUGGAUAUUCCGUUUCAGUUCAACCCUAUUGUUAGCAAAUUAGAGAAUCUUGAUAUUGAAAAGUUGCGUGUUAAAACGGGUGAAGCUUUAGCGAUUAGUUCAACUCUUCAGUUGCAUACUCUUUUAGCCUCGGACGAUGAAACGAGGAAGAGAUCUCCAGUUGCAUCAAGGAAUGCAAAUGGAAUGAACUUGCAGAAAGUCCUUCAAUUGAACCAAGGCACAUUGGGAGAGUUGCUCGAGAAAGAUUUGGUAAAUGGAUAUAGCCCUAGCUCCGACUCAGCCUCAUCAUCGCCACUUUCGCCCACAUCUUCGACGAAGAUGGAUUAUUUUCUCAAUGCUCUAUGGAGUCUUUCACCAAAGCUCAUGGUGGUAAUGGAACAAGACUCUAAUCAUAAUGGAUCGACUCUAAUGGAGAGAUUAUUGGAGGCAUUGUACUCGUACGCUGCUCUCUUCGACUGUUUGGAAUCAACUGUAUCUCGAACAUCCAUCGAGCGACUUAAGGUGGAGAAGAUGCUUUUUGGGAAAGAAAUACACAACAUUAUAUCAUGCGAGGGAACCGAGAGAGUCGAAAGACAUGAAAAGCUCGAGAGGUGGUUUCAGAGGCUCGAUUUGGCCGGAUUUGGAAAUUCGCCUCUGAGCUACGGAGGAUUGUUGCAGGCGAGAAGAUUGUUGCAAAUGUAUGGUUGUGAUGGUUAUAGGAUUAAAGAGGAAAAUGGAUGUGUCGUAAUUUGCUGGCACGAUCGGACUCUAUUUUCGCUAUCGGCUUGGAGGUGUAGAAAGUAAGAUCAAAAGAUUGAUGACAUGGAAUAUGUUAGAGAGUUUUUGAUUGUAUGAAAUAGAUUAUAGUUUCAGAUGAUUUGAAUUGUCAUCUUGAUGCACAUAUUGCUCUUGAUAUGUUUUUAGUAUUUUCAUUUUACAUUUAAUGUAUAACCAAAUACUGAUUUAUGUCAAGGCUUGAACUUGUAUUACUUGGUGAUCAAUGGAGUUGUGUUUUCUCUCUAA
This is a messenger RNA of Mercurialis annua (annual mercury), 2084 nucleotides long. Its product is annotated as scarecrow-like protein 3. Bases 453 to 1865 code for a protein of 470 amino acids. NCBI's taxonomy places the organism in Eukaryota, Viridiplantae, Streptophyta, Magnoliopsida, Malpighiales, Euphorbiaceae. Gene Ontology annotation, cellular component: nucleus. The transcript has a single exon. Gene Ontology annotation, molecular function: DNA-binding transcription factor activity; sequence-specific DNA binding. The record is from RefSeq and is a predicted model, not a curated record. Gene Ontology annotation, biological process: regulation of DNA-templated transcription; response to gibberellin.